UGUUCAUCCCUGCCACAAAGAAGAGUGUGUCAUCCAGAUUGUUGCCUCCAAGAGACUUCAUCUUCUCAGUGCUAGUAUUCCCUGUUGGCUUAGUAAGUAAUUCCUACAAACAGGACCCCUCUCAAAUAACUUCAGAGAAGACAGAAGAUUUUGGCAUGUCCAGAUUAAACUGACACAGCUGAAAGCUGUAAUAUUUUAUACACCAUUUUGUUUAGUUUCAGACAUAAUAACAGGUCUAAUUUAUCCCUAACUCAAUUGACUCAUAGCCCUGGUCUACACUGGGAUGGGAUUGAUCUAAGAUACGUCGACUUCAGCUACUCUGUGCUCAUAGCUGAAGUUGCGUAUCUUAGAUCGACUUACCUCACGUCCUCACUGCACAGGGCCGACUGCCACUGUUUCCCCGUCGACUCCGCUUCCGCCUCUCGGCAGUGAUGGAGUUCCGGAGUCAAUGACAGGGCAAUCAGGGAUUGAUUUAUCGUGUCUACACUAGACACGAUAGAUCAAUCCCCAAUAGAUCGAUCACUACCUGCCGAUCUGGCGGGUAGUGAAGACCUGCUCUCAAUGUAUACCGGAUAGGAAAAGAUCAUUUCGUCUGAUGUGUUACCAGCUGCUUUUUCAAACAUAUGGACACAAUGAAAGAGAGAAACAGUAUUUCUGUUGAGUUCUGUUGAGGGCCUACCUUUCUUCACAUAAGUAAUCCUCAUGAAUGGAGGUACUCAUAUGAAUAAUGACUAUUUGUAUGAGUAGGAGUUUGUGUUAUCAGAUUCCUAGAUUGAGGCCUUGUCUGCCUGAGAGAGGUGCUCCGAUGUAACUAAAUUGGUUCAACUUCCUUAGGUGGACUUUCUUAAUCCAGUGUACCUUAUUUUGAUUUAGCUUAUGUCUGCAAGGAAUGAGCAUAAAUUAAACCAAGAAAAGGCACAGAUAAAUUGAAAUAGGUGUCCACAUAGAGGAUUUUGCGCUAAUUUAACUGAAUUGGUUUCUAAACUGGGUCCAUUAAAUCAGUGGAACUUUCUUGUGUGGACAAGGCCUGGGAUUGUCUUGAGUUCUAUGAACAAUGGAGCUUAAGAAAAAAAUUCCUACAGUUUAGAAAAUAUAAAAUAUGCAUAUUUUAGGAAUUAAGGAAACAUUAGAUUAUAAAAUUGCUGCUGUAGUUCCUGUACAUGUCUCACUUUAUCUUUCUACGAACUCUUUUGUUCUUGGUUAAUGAUUAUCAAUUAUAUUUUAUUUUGUAUUUUUCAAAGGAUUGCUUUGUGUUCUAAGUUCACUAACAGCAAGUUACUGUUAAUAUUUCCCUCGUUCUUUCAGUACAUGCUAACCAAAAUGGAGUGCAGACCACCCACCCUGCCUGCAUCUACUGACCUCAAUGUUUGUAGCUGUUACUUUUUGGACCCUUUAUGCAUAUGACAGAGAAUUGGUAUACCCUAAAGAACUGGAUGAGAUUAAUCCACCUUGGCUUAAUCAUACCAUGCACAGACACCAUAGCACGGCAAGCAUGGCGCCCGCUCAGAUGACCACCGCAAUUAUGAGCACUCUAAACACCAUGCACAUUAUCCUGCAGUAUAUGCAGAACCAGAACCUGCAAAAGCAAAAACAGGCAAGGAGGCAAUGGCAGCGCGGUGAUGAGAAUGAUGAGGACAUGGACACAGACUUCUCUCAAAGCACGGGCCCUUGCAAUUUGGACAUCAUGGCGGUAAUAGGGCAAGUUCAUACUGUGGAACGCCGAUUUUGGGCCUGGGAAACAAGCACAGACUGGUGGGACCGCAUAGUGUUGCGUGUCUGGGACGAUUCCCAGUGGCUGCAAAACUUUCGCAUGCAUAAGGGCACUUUCAUGGAACUUUGUGACUUGCUUUCCCCUGCUCUGAAGCGCAAGAAUACCAAGAUGAGAGCAGCCCUCAGAGUUCACAAGCGAGUAGCAAUAGCGCUGUGGAAGUUUGCAAUGCCAAACAGCCACCGGUCAGUCGGGCAUCAGUUUGGAGUGGGCAAAUCUGUGGGGGCUGCUGUGAUCCAAGUAGCCAAUGCAAUCAAAGAGCUGCUGAUAUCAAGGGUAGUGACUCUAGGAAAUGUGUAGGUCAUAGUGGAUGGCUUUGCUGAAGUGGGAUUCCCUAACUGGUGGGGCGAUAGAUGUAACCCAUAUCCCUGUCUUGGCACCGGAGCACCAAGCCAGUGAGUACAUAAACCGAAAGGGAUACAUUUCAGUGGUGCUGCAAGCACUGGUGGAUCACAAGGGACGUUUCACCAACAUCAACGUGGGAUGGCCGGGAAAGAUACACAACACUCGCAUCUUUAGGAACUCUGGUCUGUUUCAAAAGCUGCAGCAAGGGACUUUCUUCCCAGACCAGAUAAUAACCAUUGGGGAUGUUGAAAUGCCUAUAGUUAUCCUUGGGGACCCAGCCUACCCCUUAAUGCCAUGGCUCAUGAAGCCAUACAUAGGCACCCUGGACAGUAGCCAGGAGCUGUUCAACUAUAGGCUGAGCAAGUGAAGAAUGGUGAUAGAAUGUGCAUUUGGACGUUUGAAAGCACGCUGGCACAAUUUACUAACUUGGGUAGACCUCAGUGAAACCAGUAUUCCCGUUGCCUGCACUCCACCGUAUCUGUGAGAGUAAGGGAGAGAUGUUUAUGGUGGGGUGGAAGGUUGAGGCAAAUCGCCUGGCCACUGAUUACGCACAGCCAGAUACCAGGGCCGUUAGCAGAGUACAGGAGGGUGCAGUGCGCAUCUGAGAAGCUUUAAAAACCAGUUUCAUGACAGGCCAGGCUAUGGUGUGAAAGUUCUGUUUGUUUUUCCUUGAUGAAACCCCCCCCCCCUUGGUUCACUCUACUUCCCUGUAAGCUAACCACCCUCCCCGCCCCCCUUCAGUCACCACUUGCAGAGGCAAUAAAGUCAUUGUUGCUUCACAUUCAUGCAUUCUUUAUUCAUCACAUAAAUAGGGGGAUAACUGCCAAGGUAGCCUGGGAGGGGUGAGGGAGUAGGGAAGCACCGGGUGGCAUGGGGGAGGAGGGAAGGAGAAGGCCACACUGCACUUUAAAACUUAUUGAAUGCCAGGUUUCUGUUGCUUGGGCAGUCCUCUGGGGUGGAGUGGUUGGGUGCCCAGAGGGCCCCACCUGUGUUCUUGGGCAUCUGGGUGAGGAGGCUAUGGAACUUGGGGAGGAGGGUGGUUGGUUACAUAUGGGCUGUAGCGGCGUUCUGUGCUCAAGCUGCCUUUCCUGAACUACCACCAUACACCAGAGCAUAUCACUUUGUUCUUCCAGUGGCCUCAGCAUUACCUCUUGCCUUCUGUCACCAAGCUGAUGCCACCUAUCAUCUUCAGCCCGCCACUUAUUAUCUUCAGCCCACCACCUGUCCUUGUGUUCAUAUUGUGCUUUCCUGGACUCUGACAUUGUCUGCCUCCACGCAUUCUGCUGGGCUCUUUCAGUGUGGGAAGACUGCAUGAGCUCAGAGAACAUUUCAUUGCAAGUGCGUUUUUUCCCCCUUCUAAUCUUCGCUAGCCUCUGGGAAGGAGAAGAUAAUGUGAGUGUUGAAACAUUUGCAUCUGGUGGAGGGGAAAAAAAGGGAGAGUGAUAGUUAAAAAGACACAUUUUAGAGAACAGUGGGUAGACUGUUUCAUGGUAAAGCUUGCUGUUAACAUUACAUAGUACAUGUGCUUUCGGUACAAAGUCGCAUUUUGCCUCUUAUUGAGGGUAUGCCAGUUUGGUGUGAGAGCGCUUUCAAGCAGGGCCGGGCAACAGAAUUUGGCUUCCUUAACCUUCGUAACGUGGGAAUGGUUUCAAAAAGCAGCAGCCUCCUCAUUUCCCAUAUCAAGCAGCCGUUGAGUUGGCUAUUUAAAACGGGUUGGCUAUUUAAAAGGAGGAGGGGCUGCAGUUUUCGGGUUAACGUGCAGCACAAACCCAACUA
Molecule: messenger RNA, 3889 nt
Organism: Gopherus flavomarginatus (Mexican gopher tortoise)
Lineage: Eukaryota; Metazoa; Chordata; Testudines; Testudinidae
Product: androgen-induced gene 1 protein-like
Exons: 3
Coding region: 1364-2068 (234 amino acids)
Cellular component (GO): endomembrane system; membrane
Source: RefSeq, a predicted model, not a curated record